Molecule: messenger RNA, 1680 nt
Organism: Schistocerca nitens (vagrant locust)
Lineage: Eukaryota; Metazoa; Arthropoda; Insecta; Orthoptera; Acrididae
Gene: Polr3C
Product: DNA-directed RNA polymerase III subunit RPC3
Exons: 9
Coding region: 137-1660 (507 amino acids)
Biological process (GO): DNA-templated transcription
Cellular component (GO): RNA polymerase III complex
Molecular function (GO): single-stranded DNA binding
Source: RefSeq, a predicted model, not a curated record
UCUGCAUCGCUUACAGUGUUUGCACUGUUUGGUGUUUUCAUUCUAGUGGUGGUUAUGUAGUGUGUGUGCGGGUGAGUGAAAAGGUGCAACUAGGUGCGUGUUUUCUUAAACAUCGCUGUAACCGAGAAUACCGAAGAUGUCUGCGAAAUAUGGAAAAUUAUGCUGUCUUCUAUUGUUAGAGCAUUUUGGAGAAAUCGUUGAAAAGGUUGCGUGCGAUCUUAUGAAAUGGGGUACAAAACCGCUCAGAUUAAUAGUUGCUACUACACGUUUACCUACGCCGAAGGUGAAGCAGGCCCUGCGGAUCCUUAUUCAAUAUGGUUUUGUAACGUUUUCCUCCAGCCAAGUUGCUUCUGUUGCUGAGUACACAGUGAAGCCAGAAAAAAUUAUAUUACUUCUUCGUUAUCCUAGGUAUCUGCUGUUAAUAAAGACAAGGUUCGGUGAUGAGGCUGAACUGAUCGUAGAGGAAACCUUAAGAGUUGGUCAAGACACAGCAUCAAGUAUCAUUAUUAAGGCAGCAACACGACUGAAAGAGACUCUGAAAGCAGGUGAUGGCAACUUAAAUCUGGUUACACUGCGUGACAAAUUUUUCCUUCUCAUAAGUAAACAAUUCCUGAUGAGAUGCCCAUCUGUUUCGGAGGAAGCAGAUAUCCCUGCCCUAAAAGUAAAGGAACGAGAAUUAUAUCUGCCUCCAGAACUGAAUAUGAAGGCUCUGAGUAACAUGGAAAAGCAAAUACAAGAUAAACCAGGAGAUGAUGGCAUCUAUUGGAGGGUAAAUUAUGAUAGGUUUCAUCAAGAAUUCAGGGACCAGGUGAUGGUUGCUGCCAUAGGUCGCCGAUUAGAUGAGAAUGCUGCAGAACUGAUGAAGCAUCUCUUAAAUCAGAUGUAUUUGCGCACAGAGCCGUGGGCUGCAACAUCAAACCCUAUUCCAUACACAGAAUUGAAAGAAGCCAUAAGAAAGUCAAAUACACAUCCUCAGUUGCAACAGUAUCUUGACCAAUAUCUGAAGAUGUUAGAGGAAGAUUCAAGUCAGUUCGUGGGCAAGGAUGGGGACAGCGGUGGAGGACAGUAUGUCCUUAAUAUAAAGGAAGCCUUCACUCAGCUGACUUGGACAACUAUUGAAAACACCGUUUUGGAACGCUUUGGUUCAAAAGCAGCAAGGAUAUUUAGGUUGGUUAGAGCAAAGGAGUUCGUGGAACAAGAACAAAUACAACAGUUGGUGAUGAUCCCAGCAAAAGAAGCUAAACUGUACACAUAUCGACUGUUGCAAGAAAAUUUUAUACAAAUGCAAGAACUGCGCAAGACAAUGUCUACAAAUCAGCCAAAUAAGACAUUUUUUCUGUUUCAUAUAGAUCUAAACCAGGUGGCAAGAAUGAUGCUGGAAGUGUGCUACCAUGCUACAUACAAUGCAAUGAUACGCAGGGAGCAUGAAAAGAAUGAGAAUCGUAGACUUAUUGAGAAGCAGCAGCGUAUUGCCUCCAUAACACAGAACUUGCGUGAGCAGGGAGCAACUCCAGAACAGUUAGCCGAGAUUGAAGAAAUGUUGACACCACCUGAACGCAGCCUGGUAGAGAAAGUCAGGAUGAUGCUGAAUAAGCUCAGUAUGGCCGAACUGCAGCUGGAUGAAACAAUGUUUAUAUUGCAAAUAUUUCUAAAUUACUGAAAUAAAGUUAUUUUGAAUAA